AUGGUGGCCUCAUCCCGCGCCCCUGCGGUCGCAGUCGUGGCAGCAGCAGCCGCUGCUGCGGCCAUUGCCUAUUGGCUCAAGAUUCGCCAAGAGCUUUCCCGAAAGCGCAAUAAGCGCAUCGGCCAAGGCAUCAGCAAGCUCGCACGGCAGAUUCAGGAACUUCUCGAAACCCGCAAGCCUCGACGCAUUGACGGAUUGCAGCCAGAGAUGUACAAAUUGCCCCCCUUUAUUCCCAAGUCGACGUGGACAUGCCUAGGCGAUGCACUUCGCGACUGCGAAACCCUGGAUGUACAGGAAGUUCCGGGGGAGCGUUUUAUCACACUGCGGUUGGAUGGUAGUGGCUUCUCCAAGUUGACCAGACGAAUGACUGCUUUGGGGGUCUUUUCUGGUGGCUACUCAGCGGAGUUUGCUGAAAUCAUGCGGGAAUGCUGCCAGUCGUUGAUGACCAAAUUCAAUGCUGCUUGUGGAUACACCCAGUCCGAUGAGAUGACACUCGUCAUACCUGCAGCGAGCAUUGUGCGCGGAGAGCAGCAGUGCCAUUCACACAGUGGCCGCGUGCUAAAGAUAUGUACACUGGCCGCAUCCCAUGUGACAUCGCUGUUCAACUAUCGCAUCCAGGAGCUGUUUGCACAGAAGGGGCUUUGCAUGGAAGCUUCUGGCUUGGCAACCUUCGAUUGCCGCAUGGGCAGCUUCGCGACAAUGGAAGAGGCGCUGUCUCUCAUUCUUUGGCGAGCUGCUGAUUGCGGUGUGAACGGUGUGACUGAUGCUGUGCACAAGUCCAAGAUCCCCGGAGCCCGGAAGAUCGAAGGCAAAGCGACUGGUGAAAAGCUACAGUGGCUGGCUCAGAACGGCCUUUUGCCCCUCCAAGCGCACCAAGCCUAUGGCUCCUACUUUGUCCGCUCUCUUCGGCCACAUGAGGGCGUGAACCCGAAGACCGGGGAGAUGGUGCAAACUCUGCGCUCAAGCAUCCAGGAGCUGCCUGAAGCGAAUGUUCUCUGCCUGGCAGAAAAUGCGAUCGAUGACACCCUGAGAUUUCUGGAUGCUGCCUUCUGCGCGGAGGCUUUUUGGACGUCUCAAGCACGAGUGGGAGCUGCUGCAGAAGCAGCCAUUUCAGUGCUGCUGCGCCAAAACGCUGUGACAAUGGCCACCAGGAUCGCGGCCGGAUUGGUGGCGCUGGAAGAGGAGUUUGAUCGUGCCGCUGAUGCGGAGAGCGAAGCGGAAAGCAAAGCACUGCAAAGUUUCUACUUCAGGGUGGCUCGCCUUCGUUCGGCCGUUGCCUUCCUGCUUGCCCGAUUUGCCCUCGACGCAAAGGAGACGUCCGAGGGCUUGAGGCUGCAACAUGCAAUGGUGUCCCUGGAUCAAAGCAUCAAGGGGUAUGUUGAGGAAGGAGUCGACCUGGGAUGUCCCAACCUUGACCGACCCAAGAUGGGUUGGAAGGUGCCGUACUCCCACUGGUGGGUUUAUUGCGUGCGCAAAGUGAGCAAUGACUUCGGCCUGUGCUCAAUGAACGAGUUGCAAGCCAAGUUGCUCAAGCGGCGAAGUGUCGUGGAGGAGUGUGGUGCGAACUACGAAAGCGUGCCGACGCUUCGUAAAGAAGAGGAUGCUUUGACGCAGGCAACUACAGUGAGCACUGCGGCAACGCCCCUGAAAACAUGUGCGGCGGUGUUUAAGCGCACGCCAAGCCCUUGUGGUGGUGACUUCCAGGCUGCCAUUGAGCGGCGGAGAGCCACUGUGGACGGUGACGGCCAGACCUUCGAGAGCACGCCUACCACAAAGACUGCAGAUGUGACAAGUUCGGCAUCAACGCCGACUGGUGCCAGCCCGGCAGGCAUCAAGCCUAGCUGUGGCACGGUGGAUUUCAAGAAGCGCAUUGAUCAACAGCGGGCAAGUGUGGAUGGCGGAGCGCAAACGUUCGAGAGUCGACCGAGCGAGCAUUGUGCCGAUGCCGGAAUGGCGGUGCCCAAUGCUGGUGGCUCUUCGGGCCAGGUCUUUGAGAGCACACCAGAAAAGACAACAGCAGAUUGCGUCUCCAGUAUUCGGAGUGCCAUGCAGCUGCCCGAGCUGCCUGAGCUGCAGCUGCCAGCUUCCCCUGUCCAGGAACAGGAACCUGGGGAUCAAGACCAGGAGGCUGGCGAUGACGAGGAAGAGGAGGCAGAGGAAGCGGAGGUCUCUGACGGAAGUCCCACCAACAAGGAGCCGAAGACAACUCUCACUGCUUCGAACCGCCGAGUCUUGUGGCUGGUGGGCUUAGCCCAUCCGCUACAGGACGAAUUCGAGAGCGACCCGUUUGCUGUAGCUGCGCCUGGCUGUAGCCCGGUAACUCUCCGCCUCCGCGCCGAUGGGCAGAGGUGUCACCUCGAGCUGUCAGGGCCUGAAGAUGCUUCUGGCUCCUACGAGGUGAAGCUCUUCGUCGGCAAGGGCUGGCGAAAGAAGUCCUUCAGGAUGUGGCAAGCCAACGAAAGCCUUUCGGAGGCGUUUGACACAGCAAGAUCUGACGAACCGCAACUCGAUCCUUUGCGGUGCCACUUCGCUGGCAUGAAGCGCAAUCCCAAGCAUUGGCAACUAAAUGUUGCUGCUGAGGUGAUUUUCAAGGACAAGGCCUUGAUGAGUUUGGGGUCAAACUAUUUCACCAAGACAUCGGCGACUGUUAGCGGUGAGGUCGCGAGUUGCCUGGCCAUCGCCUUCGUGCUCCCUCCCCGGUGA
Molecule: messenger RNA, 2703 nt
Organism: Symbiodinium necroappetens
Lineage: Eukaryota; Dinophyceae; Suessiales; Symbiodiniaceae
Source: the annotation of a GenBank genome assembly